Paracoccidioides lutzii Pb01 is the source of this 549-nucleotide messenger RNA. RefSeq lists its product as hypothetical. Bases 1 to 549 code for a protein of 182 amino acids. The transcript is spliced from 3 exons. The record is from RefSeq and is a predicted model, not a curated record.
AUGCGGAAACCAUCUGCUGCACGAGAGUCCACCCCGCCUAGGCUCCUCUUGCUGCGUACCCCCAUUCAGGGUUCCAUAGCAACGUCAUUUUGCGGAACGAAAUUUCCGAAUGAUCAGGCCAAGCUAGCGAAAGGAAGCCCAGCUCACGGCACCAACAAGGAUCAAUUAUAUCAAAUGGCCGUGCCUUCACGGAGUUUUGAAAAAUUACAGGAGAUCUUUGAUUCUCGAGGUUCAAGUACCGAAUGUGCUGGCCCGCAAGAGAGGAAGGAAAAGACGCUGGGCAACCUCUGCCAGCUCAUCCAAUCCCGGAUCCUCCGAACGAUCUCGCAACUGACAUCAGCAGGCAUCGUCUCUAAAGCAUCGACACCAAUCAACUGCAGUGAUAAGAUGGGACCAGACCAGAUGGUGAAGCGGGACCGACCCACCGAGGCGAUCGAUGAAGUUCUCUUGUCUACCCAGGACCCCAUAUCGCGAUGUGAGAGCAACAGGAAAUUCAGGUUAAGUGGGAUGCCACAGAAACUUGAUAGGGAACUAAAACUGGGCCGCUAG